CUAUUUCCACCUAUGCCCUUUAGAAACCCUAAUACAUAUUGGACUUUUUUGUGAAAAUUUCUUCAUUCCUCACGCAGCUCUAUCAUAUUCUAUCCAAGCUCAACUACUCCAACUUGGGUAGUGCAAUGUCCGACUCUAAGCGUCCGAAGACCACUGGGGAUGAUAACCAGGGUGAUGCAAGGGUGAAUGCAUAUCUUAACCGAUACCGAAAGGCUAAGGGCGACCGAACUCGUAGAAGUUGGACUGAUCGGGAAGAGGAAAUCCUCGUGACUGCAAUGAGGGACCUGUCAGCAAGUGGCUGGAAGACCGAUAAUGGAUUCCGGUCUGGAUUUACUGGAAGGCUCCAUGAUGCUAUUAAGCAAAGGUUUCCAAACACUGACAUCAAGAUCUGCCCUCAUAUCAAUUCCAAAAUCAGUGCUUGGAAGAAAACGUACUCUUCAUUGGUUGGUAUUCUUGCCCGGAGUGGCGUUGGAUUCAACACAAACAAUGACUGCAAGAUAGACUGUGAUGACGAUCAAUGGGAGCAGAUCGUGAAGUGUGACCCGAAUGCGAAGUUCAUGAGGGGCAAGAGUUGGCCAUACUUGGAGCAUUGGCAAAUCAUUUUCGGUAAGGAUAGAGCUACUGGCGCAUUCACUGAGGACUUGAUGGAGGCUGUGAACAGUCUCUACACUCAGGGCAGCUUGCAUUCCCCAGGUGGAUCUUAUGGUCAGUCCAUCAGCCUAGCUGAUGACAUAUCUCAUGUGCCUUCGCUUGGAACUGUGCCUCCGGAUGGAACCGUGCCUCCGGCUGGAACCCCCCCUAUGGAAGGUGUAGCUGAUAGCACUGGGCAGAGUACUGGUCACAAAGGCACGUCAGAUGGUGGUGCGAAGAAACGGAAGAGUGACAAGAAUGACACAAGCGUAGACGGACUGAUUGAGAUGCUCGGGAAGAUGAAUCACGACACCAAUGCCCGGCUGGAUUGUCUUUCCAAACGGAUAGGCUAUGAGUUCGAUUUGAGUAAGGCACGGAAGGAUGUAUAUGUGGAACUGGGCCGCAUACCUGGGCUGUCGCGGGUACAGAAGUUUGAUGUCGGGGAAAUCAUCCUUGAGAAGGUAGAGCGCCUUGACUUCUUCCUUGGAAUGCCGGAUGAGGACCGUCUAGCUUAUGUUGUGCAUGCGCUCGCCAAGUAUGGGUAGUGAAGUGUCCGGGCAACAAAUAUUUUUGAGGGAUAUGCCAAUACAUGAUUCCCUUCUUUUGACUGAUUAACUAUUUGGAGCAUAUGUUGGUCAUUUAUCAUAGUUGCUUGUGAAGCAAACUUAAAACCUUGAACUGCCUUCUUUUGACAUCCUAACUAUUUGGACCAUAUGUUGGGCAUUAGUGUAGGUAAGCAAUGGAUGUAUUUUGGUAUUGGUAAUCCCUACUUCAUGCGCCAUAUUAUGAAUAUUAAGCUGUAAUUGUUGACACUAGUGUAUCAGGUUGCUAAAUUAUGAUGCUGCUGAAGCAAUCAUUUGUUUA
Messenger RNA from Salvia splendens (bonfire salvia), 1494 nucleotides. RefSeq lists its product as uncharacterized. Lineage: Eukaryota; Viridiplantae; Streptophyta; Magnoliopsida; Lamiales; Lamiaceae. The transcript has 4 exons. The record is from RefSeq and is a predicted model, not a curated record. The coding region runs from base 126 to 1175 and encodes 349 amino acids.